AUGUCUGGUGCAGAGCCAGGAAUAUUAAUUAACAAGAAGAUUAUCAUCUUUGAUAGUUACGACUUGCCAUAUGUUACUACUGCAUUUUCCUUGGACCUUUCUAAAAAUUGGACAACAGUUCCAGAUCAAAGAAACGCUUAUUCUUCAACAUUUAAAGAUGGUAAAAUUUAUUAUAUUGGCGACGCCUAUCGAACUGAUGAAGUUGCUGAUAUUCGAGAAGACUUUGAGCUAAAAAUUCAUGAAAAAUUUAGUGACCUAGGAAUAAGUUGUCACCGUGUACCGUAA
Messenger RNA from Ambispora gerdemannii, 285 nucleotides. NCBI's taxonomy places the organism in Eukaryota, Fungi, Glomeromycota, Glomeromycetes, Archaeosporales, Ambisporaceae. The record is from the annotation of a GenBank genome assembly.